Mercenaria mercenaria is the source of this 1484-nucleotide messenger RNA. Its product is annotated as histone deacetylase complex subunit SAP18-like. The record is from RefSeq and is a predicted model, not a curated record. Gene Ontology annotation, biological process: negative regulation of DNA-templated transcription. Bases 77 to 550 code for a protein of 157 amino acids. Gene Ontology annotation, cellular component: nucleus. Gene Ontology annotation, molecular function: transcription factor binding; transcription corepressor activity. The transcript has 3 exons. NCBI's taxonomy places the organism in Eukaryota, Metazoa, Mollusca, Bivalvia, Venerida, Veneridae.
GAACAAUGAAUUUUUUAUAAUUGGAACAUAUUACUUUCAUAUUAAUCAAUACUACCAGGGAAGCAAAACAAACGAAAUGGCACUAGAAUCAACUGUCCAAUUGCAACAAAAUGACAGGGAAAAGACACCAGAAAAGCCCGUAGAUAGGGAAAAGACAUGCCCACUGCUGUUGAGAGUGUUUUAUAACACUGGAAGGCACAGUCCACUGAAUGAGUACACAAGGGGGAAUGUUCCAUCAAAUGAACUUCAAAUAUACACAUGGUUGGAUGCUACACUGAAGGAACUGACAAGUUUGGUGAAAGAAGUGAACCCAGAUGCACGCAGAAAGGGAACAUUCUUCGAUUUCUCUAUUGUGUAUCCAGACUCCAGAUCUCCAACCUACAGAAUGCGUGAAAUUGGCACAACUUGCUCUGGACAUAGAGGAGCUGAUGAUACAGUUAGUUUAGCGUCAAAGAAAUUUGUGAUUGGAGAUUACAUAGACAUUGCAAUUACACCACCGCGAGGACCAAUGCGCCCUGGAAAUAUGGGGAGAAGACCAAGACCGUAUUAAUCCAUUGCUUUCAUCAUCCAUUUCUAUACAUUUUACAUUAUAUCUUGUCAAAUUGAUCAUUAUUUAAAAUUUGAAUAUGAAAAGAAGAUUAAAAUUGAGCCGCGCCAUGAGAAAACCAACAUAGUGGGUAUGCGACCAGCAAGGAUCCAGACCAGCCUGCGCAUCCGCGCAGUCUGGUCAGGAUCCAUGCUGUUCGCUUUCAAAGCCUAUUACAGUUAGAGAACCCGUUAGCGAACAGCAUGGAUCCUGACCAGACUGCGCGGAUGCGCAGGCUGGUCUGGAUCCAUGCUGGUCGCACACCCACUAUGUUGGUUUUCCCAUGGCACGGCUCAAUUUAUAAAUUUGUGUCUUACUCUAACUGCAUUGGUUGGAUCAAAUCAAGUUUUGACAAGUCAGAGACUUUUAGAUUGAAAAUAAGAAUAAAUUUUAGUUGUAAGAAGUAUGUGAAUAUUUUGUCCAUAAACUACAUUUGUAUAGCAGAAACAGAUCAGAUGUUUUAAACACCACUGGAGAUAUUUUAAUGAACAUGUACAAUGUACUUGUUUAAGGAAGCAGUACAAUGCAAGUAUAGGCAGUAUAAAAACUGACUAUUUUAGUCAUUUGGCUUGCAUCAUGAUAUUGCAAAACUGGUUAUCUACUCCAGUUAUUUACAGUUACAGUAGUAUCUUGCUGUACACUGUGUACAAUUUGCACUGCAUCACUUCUUAAUUAUGUCUGAGUAGACCAGUUACUGGGGUUUCAUAUUCAUUGGGGGGAAACAACCCAAGCUCAUUGCAAUAUAAUUCUUCAUAUCAGAAAUCGUGUACAGAUUGUGUUGUAUGCAUUAAGUGAGAGAAGAGAUUGGCUCAUUUUGGAAAAUUUUAAUUUUUAUCAAAUACUGAUGUUCAACAUUUCAGAAGAUGUAUAUGAGAAAUAAAUUGAAAAAGCAAAUGUA